This is a messenger RNA of Trichomycterus rosablanca, 2922 nucleotides long. It is a transcript of the gene six5, whose product is annotated as SIX homeobox 5. The transcript is spliced from 3 exons. Gene Ontology annotation, cellular component: nucleus; transcription regulator complex. Gene Ontology annotation, biological process: regulation of transcription by RNA polymerase II. The record is from RefSeq and is a predicted model, not a curated record. Bases 16 to 2868 code for a protein of 950 amino acids. Lineage: Eukaryota; Metazoa; Chordata; Actinopteri; Siluriformes; Trichomycteridae. Gene Ontology annotation, molecular function: DNA-binding transcription factor activity, RNA polymerase II-specific; RNA polymerase II cis-regulatory region sequence-specific DNA binding.
AAAGUUCAACUAAAAAUGGCUUCCUUGUCUUUGGAGUCUCCAGAACAAACGGAGAAUGGAAGCGACCGAUCAGAAGCCCGGGUUAAAGAAGAAAAAGAGUCGGCGGACAGUUCGGACCAGUUAUUGGAGAGCUUCCCGAAAUCUGCGCUCGGUUUCUCCAGUGAGCAGGUCGCCUGCGUGUGCGAGGCGCUUCUGCAGGCGGCCAACGUGGAUCGGCUGUGGAGCUUCCUGGCCACCAUCCCUCCUCAGUCCGACGUGCUACGUGGCAAUGAGACCCUGCUUAAGGCCCGGGCCCUGGUCGCUUUCCACCGCGAGGACUUCGCCGAGCUCUACGCCAUCUUGGAGAGCCGCGACUUCCACCCGAGCAACCACGGGUUCCUGCAGGACCUGUACCUGCGCGCGCGCUACAAGGAGGCGGAGAGGUCGCGCGGGCGCAGCCUGGGGGCCGUGGACAAGUACCGGCUGCGCAAGAAGUUCCCUCUGCCCAAAACCAUCUGGGACGGAGAGGAGACUGUGUACUGUUUUAAAGAGAAGUCGAGGAAUGUCCUGAAAGAAUGCUACAAAGCGAACCGGUACCCGACUCCAGACGAGAAGAAAAACUUGGCCAAACUUACUGGACUGUCUUUGACCCAAGUCAGCAACUGGUUUAAAAAUCGGCGACAGCGGGACAGAACCCCGUCUGGUACCAACAGCAAAAGUGAAUCUGAUGGAAACCACAGCACAGAGGAUGAGGCUAGUAAAGCUGACUUGGAAGACAUUACUGACAAACCUGCUGCUCAAGCAGCUGGAGGCUCAACUGCUUCCCUCAUUUCCCUCUCUGGUACCCCCUGUAGUACUAGCAGUCAGCUUAUUCUCAAUAACCCAGGAGGAUUCCUCACUAGCCCCCACCCUCUACUGCUCAAUGGUAGCCCAUUACUUUCAGGGACUGGAACUGGUGUCAUAAUUAAUGGUCUUACCCUGAGCGAUGGCCACACAGUCACGCUAAGUCCGGUAACUUCUAACACUCCACUGUUGCUCAAUGGAGCCCAGGUUAUUUCAAAAGGCAGUGGAAAUGAUUCCACCUCAGGUGAACAGACUUUAACCCAAAUUGAAACACAAGCCAGCCUUCCCACUGUGAUCUUGAACCCACAGGCCAGCCUUACUAGCACAGUCUUAGUCCCAUUAAAAGAUGAAGCAAAAACAUCCAGCCCUGUCUCUCCACUGGACUUCAUCAGCGUUCCAGAGGUUAUAAAAAAUGAAGAGGGCACCCACACAGUGUGUCCCACCUCCAUAUCCACAUCCAUCAUCUCUUCCACAAUAAUGACUCCCACCUCCCUUGCUUCGAUUGCACUGACUCAAAAUAGCAUCCUUUCUUCAGCAGCUCCUCAAACUAAUACAGUCAUUUCCAGUCCAGGUUUGUCUGCGCAGCAACAUCAUCUAAACCUUACCACUGCCAUCUCACAGGUGGCAUCAUCUUCCAUGGUCUCUAGCACCCCUGUCCUUACAUUGCCCCAGGUGGUACCCUCCAUCCAAGGAAUUUCUGUAUCCCAAUUAGUGCAGCACCCAGCAGCUACACAGGUGAGCUCAUGCCCUCAGCUGGUGCCAGUUUCCCCCAUUACUACUCAGCUACCAAAUGGCAGCAGCCCUCAGUUUCAAAGCCAGACUCUGCAAAUCAGUCCUAGUCUUUCUCAAGUCCAACCUCAGAAUGGCUCCUCAUCAGUAUGUGAAAACACAGUUGUGUCCAUCACCCAGGUGCCCAAUGGACAGCCUUCACAAGGGAUGACACUUCAGUUGUCAGGACAAUCCAAUUCAACCCCCAUUCAACAGAUACAGACCCCCAUUGGAACCCAAGGUAUUUCUGUCUCCUCCCCAACUCAAGUUGUGCCUGUUUCUCAGCUCAAAGAAACAGGACAGCCCCAGCUGGUCCCUUUGUCACAAGUAAUGUCAGUGCCCUCCAUUGCUGGAGCAGGAACCAUCCCUUUUCCACAGGUGGUCCCAGCAGCACCCUCUUUUACCAUCCCAUCUACUGGAGGUGCUUUCCAGAUUUUGACCUCAGGUUCUGGAGGAGGUCUUGGUUUUGCCCAGGGACCGGUUCGAAUUAGCCCCAUAGGGCCUCCACAAAGUGUACCUGCAGGUGGAGGUAUCCCAAGUGUCCAGCUUCUUAAUUCUGGGGUUAUUCAACUGCCAUCUCCUUCUCCAGGUAACUUCCUCUUGGCAGGUGGUGGUCCAUUCCUGAGUGUUCAGAAUGGCAAACUGAUUCUCACCAUCCCAGCUGGCAUCCAGUUAACCAGUAUGCCUGUCAAAUCCGUCCCAGAAAAUUUUUUCCCAACCUCUUCUAGCAGCAGUGGACUAGAACAAACAUCAGUUCUUUCUUCUUCAGUGAAUCAGCCAUUUUCCUCUUCCUUUGUCCAGACCUCUUGUCCCAUGCAGACAUCUUUUACUGGCUCAUCUGCGCUUUACAGUAGCCCUGAACCUGGAACUUUGGCCAACCCCACUCCAGGGGCCUCUCCAAACACCUCAGACUCCACUAUCCCCACACCUACUAGUGUCUUUCCGGCCCAGCACAUGCUCAGCCCUGAGAGCAUGCUGUCCUUUAGUCCCAUCAGCAGUAUGGCCAGUGGUCCACAUGGCCUUCAACCAGCUUGGAGCCCCAUACCCCUGUCGUCUACAGCUGGAUUCACACUGUUUGAUGUACGAGGGAAAGGUGAUCUACAUGAGGACUCUGCUUUAUUAGGCUUACCAGGUGGGGAGUCUUUGCUUUUAGGUACCCCUCCUCCAAGUGAUGACAUGGACAGCGAAUCGCACAUGGACGAUGUUGACAUGAAUGGGGACUCGAAAAUUCUUACCCAGUUGCAGUCUGUCCCUGUAGAUGAUGAUUUGGUCUUAUAACGGCUCUACAUUUAAUAUUGCCUCAGACAAUAUUGAAACUUGGUCCAAAUGGAC